AUGGCCGACAAGAUGUCUUAUCUCCUCUUCGGAGAUCAGUCUCUUGAUACCCAUGGAUUUCUCGCCGAGUUCUGCCGCCAAGGAAAUCCGAGCAUCCUCGCGAAGACGUUCCUCGAGCAGGCUGGCCAGGCUUUGAGGGAGGAGAUCGAUUGUUUGGGAAAGUUGGAAAGGUCGAAGCUUCCCACCUUCAUGACCCUCCGUCAACUCAACGAACGAUACCACGCCCAGAGCAUCAAGCACCCUGGCGUCGACAGUGCCUUGCUAUGCGUCACCCAACUGGCUCACUACAUCGACCGCACCGAGAAGGAGCCUCAAGAUGUCUGCGUUCACGACCACACUUUCUUCAUGGGUCUUUGCACGGGGCUUUUCGCCGCCGCCGCCAUCGCCUCGACCCCCUCAGUCUCUACCUUGAUACCCCUUGCCGUUCAGGUAGUCCUCAUGGCCUUCAGAACUGGCUCACACGUCGGUUCGUUGGCUGAGAGGCUCAGCCCGCCGGUCGGUCAAUCUGAACCCUGGACCCAUAUCCUUCCUGGCUUGAAGGAAGUCGAUGCCAAAGAGGCACUAUUUAAUUUCCAUGAAUCUAAUUACAUCCCCGUCGCCAGCCAAGCAUACGUUAGCGCUGUGUCGGCAUCGAGUCUGGCCAUCUCUGGACCGCCAGCAACUCUGAAGGCUCUCGACGACCAGAACGUCUUCGGCGUCAAGUCGACGGCGAUCCCAGUCUACGGCCCCUACCACGCAUCUCACCUGCACGGUACUGCCGAUGUCGAGAAGAUCCUCCGCCUUAACGACCCCAAGGUCGCCGAGAUUUUGGCUAACACCAAGCCUCGUUCCGCCAUCAUGUCUGGCACCAAGGGCAUCUGGUUCGCCGAGACCGAUACCAAGUCCUUGUUCAAGGCUGUCGCCCACGAGUGCCUCGUCGAUGUUCUCCAAUUCCAGAAGGGCAUCGAGGGCUGCAUCGAGACCGCCCGCGAUUUUGAGGGAUCAACAUGCCUCGUCAUUCCCUUCGGACCCACACACAACGCCGAGACUCUCCAAAAACUCAUUAAGGACAAGACUCAGCUUGAGGUCGUCGUCCGCCCAGGACCCAAGAUCACAAGGGAAAGCAUCAACUCCAACAUUGGAAACCACGGUUCUAACGGAAAGUGUAAGCUGGCCAUUGUUGGUAUGGCUGGUCGCUUCCCCGACGCUGCCAGUCACGAGAAGCUGUGGGAGCUUCUUGCCAAGGGUCUGGAUGUCCACAGAGUCGUCCCUGCCGACCGUUUCCCCGUGGCAACUCACUACGACAUUACUGGCAAGGCCAUCAACACCAGUCACUCCCAGUACGGAUGCUGGAUUGAGAACCCUGGUUACUUCGACCCCAGAUUCUUCAACAUGUCUCCUCGUGAGGCGUUCCAGACCGAUCCCAUGCAACGUAUGGCUUUGACCACUGCCUACGAGGCGCUCGAGAUGUGCGGUUACGUCCCUAACAGGACACCGUCAACAAGACUGGACCGUAUCGGUACUUUCUACGGUCAGACUUCCGACGAUUGGCGUGAAAUCAACGCCGCGCAGGAGGUCGAUACCUACUACAUCACGGGUGGUGUCCGCGCUUUCGGCCCCGGACGUAUCAACUACCACUUCGGUUUCAGUGGACCCAGUCUGAACAUCGACACGGCCUGCUCAUCCAGUGCUGCUGCCAUGAACGUUGCUUGCAACUCUCUGUGGCAGAAGGACUGUGACACCGCGAUUGUUGGUGGUCUGUCUUGCAUGACGAACCCCGAUAUUUUCGCUGGUCUGAGUCGUGGCCAGUUCUUGUCCAAGACUGGACCUUGCGCCACCUUCGAUAACGGUGCUGACGGUUACUGCCGUGCUGAUGGCUGUGCUUCAGUCAUCGUUAAGCGCCUCGACGACGCUAUCGCCGACAAGGACAAUGUUCUUGCGGUGAUUUUGGGCACGGCCACCAACCACUCGGCCGAUGCCAUCUCUAUCACUCACCCUCACGGUCCGACCCAGUCCAUCCUUUCGAGCGCUAUUCUCGACGAUGCUGGUGUUGAUCCUCUCGACGUUGACUACGUGGAGAUGCACGGUACCGGUACUCAGGCUGGUGACGGCACUGAGAUGGUGUCCGUCACUAACGUCUUCGCUCCUGCCGACCGUAAGAGACCUGCCGACCGCCCUCUGUACCUUGGUGCCAUCAAGUCCAACGUUGGACACGGUGAGGCUGCUUCGGGUGUCACUGCCCUCUGCAAGGUCCUCAUGAUGAUGCAGAAGAACGCUAUCCCGCCCCACGUUGGUAUUAAGAAGGAGAUCAACAAGACCUUCCCCAAGGACUUGUCGGAGCGCAACGUCAACAUUGCCUUCCACAUGACCCCCUUCAAGAGGAGAGAUGGCAAGCCCAGACGUAUCUUCGUCAACAACUUCAGUGCUGCCGGUGGUAACACUGGUCUGUUGCUGGAGGAUGCUCCCCAGCUCCAGUCUGCGGAGGUCGACCCUCGCAACGUCCAGGUCAUUACCGUGACUGGAAAGUCUAAGGCUGCCAUGAUCCGCAACGCCGAGAGACUUGUGGCCUGGAUGGAGCAGAACCCUCAGACUCCUCUGUCGCACGUGGCUUACACCACCACUGCCCGUCGCAUCCAGCACUACUGGCGCAUGAACGUCGCCGCCUCUGAUAUUCCGGAGGCUCAGCGUCUCAUCAAGGACAGACUCAAGGAGAACUUCAGCCCCAUCUCCACUCAGCAGCCCAAGGUUGCCUUCAUGUUCACUGGACAGGGUUCUCACUACGCCGGCCUCGGCAAGGACCUUUACACGCACUACCGCGUGUUCCGUGAGAGCAUUGAGGAGUUCAACCAGCUUGCUCAGAUCCAUGGCUUCCCCAGCUUCCUGCCUCUGAUUGAUGGCAGCGAGCCCGAUGUCACCAAGCUGUCUCCGGUCGUUGUCCAGCUUGGACUCUGCUGCUUCGAGAUGGCUCUUGCGCGUCUGUGGGCUUCCUGGGGUAUCCGCCCUGCCGCUGUCAUGGGUCACUCUCUUGGCGAGUACGCUGCUCUCAACGCGGCUGGUGUCCUGUCUGCCAGCGACACCAUCUACCUCGUCGGAGCCCGUGCUCAACUCCUCGUCGAGAAGUGUACUGCCGGCACCCACGCCAUGCUUGCCGUCACCGGCCCUGUCGACGUUGUCAUGGAGGCUCUUGGCUCUCAGGCCGAGUCUGUCAACGUGGCUUGCAUCAACGGCCCCCGCGAGACCGUUCUCGCCGGAGCUGCCGCCAAGAUCACCGAGAUCUCUUCUCACCUUGGCACCGCUGGCUUCAAGUGCACUCAGCUCAAGGUGCCCUUCGCUUUCCACUCUGGCCAGGUUGAUGCUAUCCUGGACGACUUCGAGACUCUCGCCCGCUCUGUGAGCUUCGAGAGGCCUCAGGUCCCCAUCAUCUCUCCCCUCCUCGGAAAGAUGGUCGAAAGCGAGCCUAUCAACGCUGCCUACCUCCGCAACCACGCUCGCGACGCCGUCAACUUCCUUGGCGGUCUCGUCCACGCACAGCAGUCCGGCUCCAUCGAUGAGAAGACCGUUUUCCUUGAGAUUGGCCCCCACCCCGUCUGUGCCAACUUUGUCAAGUCUUCGUUUGGCAUUAGCUCUGUGGCUGUACCUACUCUCCGCCGCAAUGAGUCUACCUACAAGGUUCUCAGCAACACCAUGUGCACUCUUCACACUGCUGGUCUCAACCUGGACUGGGAUGAGUUCCACCGCGACUUCAGCGACUGCACUCGUCUCCUGGAUCUUCCCACUUACUCCUUCGAUGAGAAGAACUACUGGCUCCAGUACACCGGCGACUGGUGCCUUACCAAGAACCGUGGCCCGGCUGCCGUCAAGGCCCCUCUCCAGAUUGAGCCCGCGAAGCCCAAGCUGUCCACCACCUCUGUCCACGCCAUUACCAACGAGGACAUCAACGGUGACAUUGCCAUCAUUCACACUGAGACCAACCUGUCUCGUCCCGACACUAGACCUUUGGUCGAGGGUCACUUGUGCAAUGGUGCGCCUUUGUGCCCCUCAACCUUGUACGCCGACAUGGCCAUGACCAUUUGCGACUACGCCUACAAGACGCUGCGACCUGGCACUGAGAACAUCGGUCUCAACGUUGCCAAUGUCGAGGUUCCUAAGACUCUCAUCUUCGAUGAGAAGCUUGAUGCUCACAUUCUCCGCACCACGGUCACUGCCAAUGCUGCCCUUGGCUACGCCGAUGUCAGCUUCCACACUGGUGAGGGUUCAAAGAAGGUCGAGCAUGCGCACUGCAAGGUCGUCUACGGCAACACUGAGCAGUGGGCUGAUGAGUUCGAGCGUGUCACCUACUUGAUCAAGGGCCGUGUCGACGCCCUCGAGGAGGCUGAGCGCCAGGGCAAGGCUUCUAAGAUUGGCCGUGGCUUGGCAUACAAGCUGUUCUGUUCUCUCGUCGACUACGACCCCAAGUACCAGGGCAUGGAGGAGGUUAUCUUGGACAGCAAGACCUGUGAGGCUACUGCCAAGGUCACCUUCCAGACUACUGAGAAGGACGGAAGCUUCUUCUUCAACCCUUACUGGAUUGACUCUUGCUGCCACAUUUCUGGCUUCAUCAUCAACGGUACCGAUGCCGUUGACUCUCGCGAGCAAGUCUUCAUCUCUCACGGCUGGGGAUCUCUCCGAUUCACCGAGAAGCUUGACCCCAAGAAGUCUUACCGCUCUUACAUCCGUAUGCAGCCGGUCAAGGGUACCAAGAUGAUGGCUGGUGAUGCUUACGUCUUCGACGGCGACCGCAUCAUCGGUGUCGCUGGUGACGUCAAGUUCGCCUCCAUUCCUCGCAAGGUCCUCAACAUGGUUCUGCCGCCCCGUGGUCGCGCUCUCGCUGGCGCUGCCCCCGCCCCUGCUGCCGCCGCGGCCAAGGCUGCUCCCGUCAAGGCCGCUCCUAAGGAGAAGGCAGGCAAGGAGAAGGGUUCCAAGCAAGUCACCGCUAGCAACCUCAAGACCGUUAAUGCCAAGCUUGCUAAGCGGUCUGUUGUCCAAGAAGUCUUCGACAUUUUGGCUAAGGAGGUUGGUGUCACCCAUGACGAGCUUGCCGACAACAUCGCUUUCACCGAUUUGGGUUGCGACUCGUUGAUGGCUUUGACCGUCUCCGGCAGAAUGCGUGAGGAGAUGGAUAUUGACAUCGACUCCCACGCCUUCGUCGAGUACCCCACGAUCGGUGCGUUCAAGGCGUUCCUCGCCCAGUUCGAGACGGCUGGUGGCAAGGACAACUACGUCCAGGACUCUGGCGACUCCAGUGGCUCAGUGUCUGAAACUCCUGAGCUUGAGUCUGACUCGAACGUGACUACUCCUUACGAGGAGAGCGACCGGUCAGUCAAGGGCGAGGGUGAUGAGGAUUGCGGUGAUCUCCAGAACAUCCUCCGCGACACCAUUGCCACUGAGAUGGGUGUCGAGGUUGAUGAGAUCGUCGCCGCUCCUGAUCUGGCCGCCCUGGGUAUGGACUCUCUCAUGAGCUUGUCCAUUCUGGGUACUCUCCGUGAGAAGUCAGGUAUGGAUAUCCCCAAUGACCUCUUCGUCACCAACCCUUCUCUGCUUGAGGUUGAGAAGGCUUUGGGUAUCGGCCCGAAGCCCAAGCCCGCUGCCGCGCCGAAGCCUGCCAAGACUUCUGCGCCUAGACGCGAGCCGAAGGUCCAGCCCACCAAGGAGAUCAACACUCACCCGGGCAACACGACUGCUUCUAUCACCAAGCCGCCCCCACCCAAGGAGAUUAUCGACAACUACCCUCACCGCAAGGCGACAUCCAUCCUUCUCCAAGGCAGCACUCGCACCGCUACCAAGAACCUGUGGAUGGUACCUGACGGCUCCGGCUGUGCUACCUCUUACACCGAGAUCAGCCAGGUCUCUUCCGACUGGGCCGUCUGGGGUCUUUUCUCUCCCUUCAUGAAGACCCCUGAGGAGUACAAGUGUGGUGUCUACGGCAUGGCCGCGAAGUUCAUCGAGGCCAUGAAGGCCCGUCAGGCUAAGGGUCCUUACUCCCUGGCCGGUUGGUCCGCCGGUGGUGUUAUUGCCUACGAGAUCGUCAACCAGCUCACCAAGGCUGGAGAGACUGUGGACAACCUCAUCAUCAUCGAUGCCCCCUGCCCUAUCACCAUCGAGCCUCUUCCCAAGAGCCUCCACGCCUGGUUCGCCGAGAUCGGCCUCCUCGGCGAGGGUGACGACGAGGCAGCCAAGAAGAUCCCAUCUUGGCUCCUUCCCCACUUCGCCGCCAGUGUCACUGCCUUGAGCAACUACACCGCGGAGCCUAUCCCCAAGGAUAAGUGCCCCAACGUGAUGGCUAUCUGGUGUGAGGAUGGUGUUUGCCAUCUCCCUACCGAUCCUCGCCCGGAUCCUUACCCCACGGGCCACGCACUCUUCCUCCUGGACAACAGGACUGACUUCGGUCCUAACCGUUGGGACGAGUACCUCGACAUCAACAAGUUCAGAACCAGGCAUAUGCCCGGUAACCACUUCUCCAUGAUGCAUGGCGACUACGCCAAGGCUCUUGGACAGUUCAUUCGUGAGGCGGUUUGCGAGUAA
This is a messenger RNA of Colletotrichum karsti, 6540 nucleotides long. RefSeq lists its product as uncharacterized. Bases 1 to 6540 code for a protein of 2179 amino acids. The transcript is spliced from 4 exons. NCBI's taxonomy places the organism in Eukaryota, Fungi, Ascomycota, Sordariomycetes, Glomerellales, Glomerellaceae. The record is from RefSeq and is a predicted model, not a curated record. Gene Ontology annotation, biological process: secondary metabolite biosynthetic process; fatty acid biosynthetic process. Gene Ontology annotation, molecular function: fatty acid synthase activity; 3-oxoacyl-[acyl-carrier-protein] synthase activity; phosphopantetheine binding.